CAGGCUGGGCUAAUUCAGAUGUGAGAAGUGGAAAGUGAUGUGAGCCAGAAGAAGGACUGACCACUCCGACACGACCACUGAACUAAACAAGAUGUCUGCUGAACUCUGCUUAUCACCUGGUUUUCAAAGCACCACAGCGGGGGGAAACAAACCUUUACACCGCUUCAUCAAUGGGCAACCCAAGAUCAUCGGCAUCAUUGUGCUGGUCAUGGGCUCAGCAUUCUUCACUUUUACUAUUGCAAUUAUGGAAGACAGAAUGGAUCACAUUGUAUGGACAACUAUACCCCCUGGUUUCACAGAGGGCACCCUGUUCAUCAUAUGUGGGAUUUUGUAUAUUCUGACAGAGCACAACCCAACCAAGAAAACAGUCACUGUAUCCUUGGCGCUGAGUAUUGUGGCUGUACUCGGGACAUGUUGGACUCUCUUGCACAUCACUCCUGACUUUGCACAUCACUCCUACCACCCACUCUAUGAGAUGUUAGAAGACAAUAUCACAGAGAUUGAGAUCAUGACAUGGGCAACACAUUAUGAGCAAAUGGGAUUCUGUUUGGAAGGGAUCUUUGUAGCCCAAUGUAUUAUUGGAGGGAUAAUUUUCAUUGUAAUGUCAGUGUUGGCUGGUGCUGCCCUGCGUUCCUCAAACAGCCAGGCCAUUGUAAUUAUGACUGCUGCUCCAAAUGAAACACCAGCUGAAUAAUGUGAACAACAGGAUGUUUUUUGGAGCCAUUAAAAAGAGAACAUGAGGCUUUCACUCUGCACAAGAUAUAUGAUUCCACAUUUUUACCACCUCUCAUAUACAUUGUGUAUGAUAUAAUUAUAGUUUCUAUGUAUUGUUAUCAGCACUUCUUCAGCCAUGAACUUUAUGGUGCUUUAUUAAUCUGUACUAACAUUUGUAAGACAUAAUGAUUUAUUACAGAGUGAAUAUUUAUUAAUUUUUUAUGUACAUUUAGAGCUGUAUUAAUAGCAAAUAUAAAAAACAGUCAUGUUAAAAAUAAAACAUUUUAUGUCAGUA
Molecule: messenger RNA, 1009 nt
Organism: Sphaeramia orbicularis (orbiculate cardinalfish)
Lineage: Eukaryota; Metazoa; Chordata; Actinopteri; Kurtiformes; Apogonidae
Exons: 8
Coding region: 92-694 (200 amino acids)
Source: RefSeq, a predicted model, not a curated record